Diversispora eburnea is the source of this 3333-nucleotide messenger RNA. The record is from the annotation of a GenBank genome assembly. NCBI's taxonomy places the organism in Eukaryota, Fungi, Glomeromycota, Glomeromycetes, Diversisporales, Diversisporaceae.
AUGGCAAUAGAAUCACCGAAGCCAGUCGAUAAUAUGAACAACAAUACCACUAAAUAUAUAAACUAUUGUAAAAAAGGGAAGACAACUUCCCCACAAACUGAAAAUAAUCAAUCACCUAAUAAUAAUAAUCAAGAAAAACCUCAACGAACAAGUACUUUUGAUGUUUAUGUUACUACUACUUGUUUUCAUAUUGCCACUUUAUUGGCUAAUUUAUUUAAGAAAUGUCAAGUAGAAAAGGUUUUCGUGUUAUAUGGAACUUGGGUUAUAUGGUCAGGGUGGGCAAUGUGUUUAUGGUUAAUAAAUCCUGAUCCUUUAUCACCAAGAACCUUAACAACAGGUAGUACGAGAGGAUUUUAUUAUAUAAAUGGAAAUGGUACAAUAGUUUUAUACGAUUUUGAGGCUUUUAUUCAACCAAUGGAUGUAUCACCUUUUUUAAUGCACGGAAAAUGGACAUCCACAACUUUACCAAUACUUUCUUUCUUUCUUCUUCUUGCAAUUCGCAGAAAUCAUUGGGGAUUAUUAACUUGGGAACAUUUAGUUGUAUUAGAAUCCACCAAUUCAUUAAAGUAUUAUCGUACUUGGUGUAUUGCGGGUGCAGGAGCUGGUUGGAUACUUUUAUGGGAAGCCAUUAAAUUCUGGUGUCAUGUUCCAUUUGCCUAUACCAGUUCAACUGAUGAAAAUAUUAUUUUUUAUCGAACUGACAUUACAAGAUUCCCUGGAUUAUUAAACAUUCUCUUGGUUUGUUUCGUAUCUGGAUUAUUUAUGCUUUGUUGGUGGAGUUUCUGGACAUUCCAAUAUAAAGGAGUUGUUUGGAAAAAAGAAUUAAAAGAAGGCGUGGUAGUUUGGUCUUCUAAUGGAUUAAUCCAAGUUGGAGCUUAUCAUUUAUAUCAAGCCGAAGAAUCAUUAAAGACUUUAAAACAGGUUGUUAGCGAACCAGGAUGGAAAAAAAUUUUAACACAUAAAAGUGGUGUGGUUGUUUCUAGUAAACUUGGAUUUAAUAAUCUAAAGAUUCCAUUGUUUAUGGGAGAACAUAUAAUUAAUGGAUUUACUCCACAAGCUAUCUUUAGUGUUAUUGGAAUGAGAAAACUUUGGGAUGAAUGGUAUGAAGAAGGUAAUCUCGUAGAAAAUUUAAGUGAUACAACAAGUUGCACAUAUAUGGUUAUGAAAGGAAUGACCGUUAGAGAUUUGUCUCUGGUUGAAAAAAUUGAAUGUACUCCAACUGGUACAAUCUCUUUUAUUGCAACUUCGGUAGACAAUCCUAAAGUUCCUUGUAUUAAUGGAAGGAUUCGUGCAGAAAUUAAACUUCAUGGUUGGAUUCUUGAACCAAUUAGUUUUUCUCCACCAAAAACAAAAGUUUCAUACGUUUUACAAGCUCAAGUUAAUGGAUGGAUACCUGCAGUAUUCGUUAAGAAAUAUAUGGCAAGAAGACCUGUGAUUAUUCAUACUAUUGAAUCAUAUUUACAAAAGAAUGGUCCACCACCAAUGAUUCUUAGUAACACUCAAGAUAAUUCCACGAGAAGCAGUGGUGAUUCUUAUAACAAUACUGAAAAUGCGGGUCAAAGAAAAAAAGUGAACUUUAGUGAACAGGAAGAUGGUGAAGAAUCAAAAUCAAAACAACUUAUGUUUCAGAAUCCUUCUCUAACAAGGAAUGAUCGACCAAAUAGAUCUUUAUCAUCAUUACCAACGACACCAAAAGAGAUUAACUAUGGAAGUUACCCACUAAUGAAAAGACAUAAAACUGGUUCCGUACCUAAAUUCAGUCUAAGAACGCAUAAAUCACAUGAUCAAAUAAAACAAAGACAGAUACCACGUUCAUUACAAUCACAUCGUCAUGUCGAAUCAGCAUAUCGAACAUUAGAAAUAUUUAAAAUCUUAUCUAGUAGUCAUGACGAUUGGGAUCUUUAUUCAGAAAAACAAAAUACAAAGAUUUAUAUGAAAAAUUCACGUGACUCAUCACCAUCUUUAGUACGUGGUGAAACGAUUAUUAAAGGAGGAUUUACACCUGAAGAUAUUUUAUCAAUUAUUAAAAGUCUGGAUUUGAAAAAAUAUUGGGAUGAUCGAUAUGAUGAAGGAGAAAGAAUAGAGAUACUUGGAAAUGGUGAUAUACUCUCAAGAGUUUCUAUGAAAGGAACAUUUCCAAUUUGUGGAAGAGAUUUAGCAAUUGUAACUAGAAAUGAAAAAGAUCCAGAAACAGGUAUUAUUUGGUCUGCAUCUUCAUCAGUGGUUGAUCCAUUAAUUCCAGAAGAUAAAAAUCGGGUUCGAGCAAAUUUAGAACUUGCAGGAUGGAAACUUCGACCUAUUUUUGAUGAAUCUAUUCAAGAAUAUGCGGUAGAAGUGAUUUAUAUUGUUGACAUUGAUAUAAAAUUUGAUACAGUUCCUGUCUCAAUACUUAAGACAAUAUCAUCACAAACACCAAUGUGUGUAGCAAGAAUUGAUGAAUUAUUAAAUAAAAUAGGUCAUCCACCAUAUGUAAUAAAAACAUCAGGAGAAAUUCUUUCAGAAGAAUUAAACACUAUAACUUAUCAAUAUGAUCUUAAAAUAGGUUCAAUUAAUAGUGGGAGUAUAACAGAAAUUAAAACAUCAAAUAUAAUGCAUCAUGGAUUUAAUAUAAGCGUUAUACCUGAAAAUUCAAAAGUUGAAGUAUUAUCUCAUAAUAAAAAUAUUAUACGAAUAACUUUACCUAAUGUAAAAGUUCUAACUUUGGAUAUUAAAAUUACAAGAAGUACUUCAGGAGGAGGUACUUUUAAUGGACAAAGUAUUCCUGUCGUUUCCUCGGAACUUAUUGAAGAAAUAAUAUUAUCGAAACCUAUAAUAUCCAUUGAUCCUAUGGAGAAAUAUGUUCCAGAAUUUGAUUUCCGUGAUCAACCAAAAAUAGUAGACGAAAAGGACCAGGAAUCUUCACCGAAAUAUAUUCCACAAUCCAUAAACACUGAAACCACACCAAGAUAUAUUCCAGAAUAUAAUUUCAUCGAAAACGUUAUACCAUCAAAUAGUAACGAAGUUGAUUCAACUGAAAACGAAAAUGACCAAGAGUCUUCACCGAAAUAUAUUCCACAAUUCAUAAACACUAAAACCACAUCAAGAUAUAUUCCAGAAUAUGAUUUCAUCCACAACGUUAUCUCAUCAAAUAAUAAACGAGAUUCUUCAAUUCCUUCUUCUUCUACGACAAGAAGUUCUCGUAGAAUAUCUUCACGUAUUACUAGAAUUGGAAUAAAUCUUAGUGAUUAUAAUGAAAUUAGUUUUACUCCACAAGAAACUGCUUUAAUGUUUUUCUUUAUGAUGGUUUCUUAUUAUGCAGGAAAAUUUAAUGGAUUUGGAUGUGAUUCGAAAUAA